Molecule: messenger RNA, 1305 nt
Organism: Ipomoea nil (Japanese morning glory)
Lineage: Eukaryota; Viridiplantae; Streptophyta; Magnoliopsida; Solanales; Convolvulaceae
Exons: 2
Coding region: 1-1305 (434 amino acids)
Source: RefSeq, a predicted model, not a curated record
AUGCCCAUGCAGGUAGCCGACGAGACGAAUCCAGAGAUGUCGCUAACGAUCCCUGUUUCUCUACAAGUACCGACGCCACAACCUUGGACAUACGCUGAAUGUGUGACAAGCUUAGCAGCCCCGCUUAGGAAUCUUGCCGCAAGCAAUGUAGAGGAGGCCCCAGUGGAUGUCUCUAAUGAUGAAGAUGACGACCCAUUGUGCCCUACCAUCCAGCUGACGAAAGAAGAAGUGGAGGCGAUCCGGGCGCCGUGGAGGAAAGCUCUCAUUAUAAAGGUAAUGGGAAGGAAGGUGGGAUACACAUACCUGCUAAAGCGGCUUCAGACUAUGUGGAUGCCGAGGGGGAUUCUGGAGCUUAUCGCCAUCGACAAUGAUUACUACCUUGUUCGAUUCGGCUCAGUGGAUGACCUUGAAUUUGCCAUUUUUGAGGGUCCAUGGAUGGUGUUAGAUCACUAUUUAAUAGUGAAGCCAUGGAUGCCUGAUUUUGAUCCAACCUCGGACACUACGGAGAAGGUAUUGGUGUGGGUUAGGAUCCCUUGCAUCUCUGCGGAGUACUAUAAUAUCAUUUUCCUCCGAAAGUUAGGGAAUAAGAUCGGUAGGAUGCUGCGUGUUGAUCAAGCGACGAGCUUGGUGUCAAGGGGGCAUUUCGCGAGGAUCUGCGUUGAAGUAGACAUGACAAAACCUUUGAUAUCGAAAUUCAAAUAUAAAGACAAGGUAAGAUCCGUGGCUUAUGAGGGUAUCCACUUGGUAUGCUUCACCUGUGGCAUUUAUGGCCAUGCGCCAGAUGCAUACCCGAAGAUUACCAAAGCACCAGCGAAACAAGCAGGGGUAGUGGAAACUCGCCCAGAUCAAGUUAGUGAGGCACCCUUUGGUGCAUGGAUGAUUGCACCAGGGAGGAGAUCAAGAGCAGGAUUGAAGCAGUUGGAGAGGAUCCAAAAUGGAGCGGAGGAGGGAAGACAUGGAGGAAACGCUAAUCGAGAGGAUGCUGGUCAGGGUGAUGAAGAGGACACUAACAAGGAAGCAGUGGUGGAGACAGAUACUAGGUUGUCGAGCGGUGCAAGGCGUUUAGGGAAUAAUGGGGGACAGACGAGGAAGGCGCAGGCUACAGCAGCGCAAGGAGGUAAGGUGAAGCGGCCGAAUGUCAUAGCUAUUGAAAAACAGAUCAUCAACGAGCCAGACGAAGGAGGUGGGCAACAGACUAGACUGGGGGAGCUUUCACCAAACAGCCGCAGAGCUAAUGUACCGUAUAAUAGCCGUUCGACGUGUGAGGAGGACCAGGUCCAAAAGACGGGUGAUUGCACAGUAUAG